Stereum hirsutum FP-91666 SS1 is the source of this 495-nucleotide messenger RNA. RefSeq lists its product as uncharacterized. The transcript has a single exon. NCBI's taxonomy places the organism in Eukaryota, Fungi, Basidiomycota, Agaricomycetes, Russulales, Stereaceae. The record is from RefSeq and is a predicted model, not a curated record. Bases 253 to 465 code for a protein of 70 amino acids.
UUAGUGGAAUAGGGAGAUGGGAGAUGCUUAUUUAUCGUUCGUUAACGCAUAUAAUCAUCGGUUUUGCUCCGUUUGAGGUUAGAUCUCCUAUUUAAGUGCAUCAUUUCUCUAGUCCUACCGUAUGCGUGCGUCCUUAAUCGUGGACUAUUGGACCUCACCUUUUCAUGCAGGUCUUCGACUCCCGUGCACAGGCACGCACGCUCAGGCCACGGUCGCCACCGCCACACAUCUCACCUUCGACUUGAGGUGACCAUGUCAGACGACGAUUGUUCGACUCCAUAUGACCCUCAUAAUAUGUUCAACCGGAACGAUGGAUGUCGACGGACGUCAGAAGUACGGAUUUAUUCACUGCAGGAGCUGUUGCUAGCGAGAAGUUUCCGCGUCGGCUUCCAAUCACAGGUUCAUUUCUAUUCUGUCCGCUUUUCAACCUCCCAUCUUAUUCGCGUGGACAACGGAACACGGUGACUGCUACGAACCGUAUACUCACACUUUCAC